AGAGACAUCAAAGAAAGAGAGGAACAAGAGAAAAAGAUACGAGAGGAGCUGAAGAGAGAACGAGAGGAAUGGGAGAAACAGAAACAACAGGAAAGACAAAGAAGAGAAGAAGAGGAGGAGAAAUGGAGAAAUAAAGAGCAGGCAACAUGGGAUGAAUGUAAUCAGAAAAUUAAAUUGGUAGAAGAGAGAAUGCAAAGAGAAAAAGAUGUUUUUCUGUCCAAAUACAAAGAAGAGAAAGAGAGAAUGAAGAUGAUGAUGGAUGAAGAAAGACGAAAUCAUGAAGAAGAAAGAAAUAGAAGAGAAGAAGUGGAUGAGAGAAGAAGAAAGAUAGAAAAGGAAACAUGGGAUGAAUAUUAUCAGAAACUGAAACGAGAGAGAGAAAGAAGAUACAGAGAGAAAAAAGAUCUUCAGAUCAAAUAUGAAGAAGAGAGAAAAAGAAUGAAGAAAAUGAUGGAGAAAGAAAGACAAAAUCAUGACAAAGAGACAAAGAGAAGAGAACAGGAAUAUAUAAAUGCUGAAGAUCAAUAUAAAAUAGAUAUUAAAUAUAUCGAGGCACAAGAGAGAAAGAUACGAGAGGAUCUGAAGAGAGAACGAAAGGAAUGGGAGAAACAGAAACAACAGGAAAGACAAAGAAGAGAAGAAGAGGAGACUGAAAUGCAUACAUUUAAUGAACUUAAUAUGGAAACUCCUGAGGUUCAACACAUAAACAAUGAUGAAGAUUCAUCAUGUUUGAGAAUCUUGCUGUUUGGGAGGACAGGAAGUGGAAAGUCUGCAACAGGAAACACUAUCCUCAGAAAGGAUGAGUUUCACAGUGAAGCCAGUUCCCGUUUGGUGACCACUGUUUGUCAGAAGGGAGUUGGUGAAGUUGAUGGUCAGUCAGUAUCUGUUAUUGAUACUCCAGGACUCUUUGACACAACACUGACAAAAGAACAAGUGCAGGAAGAAAUAAUGAAGUGUUUUUCACUGUCAGCACCUGGACCACAUGCCUUCAUCAUUGUGCUGAGUGUGGGAAAAAUCACUGCAGAGGAGGGAGACACUUUAGACAUGAUCAAGAUGAUCUUUGGCUCAAAAGCAGCAGAUUUCUGCAUUGUUCUCCUCACAAGAGGAGAUAAUCUGAAAGGACAAACAAUAGAGCAAUAUGCAGACAAAUGUAAAAAUGCUGAACUCAAGACACUGAUGAGAGAUUGUGGAAACAGAUUCCUGGCUUUUAACAACAAAGAAGCACAAGAUCAGACACAAGUUAUUCAUCUGUUAAAUAUGAUAGAAGAGAUUAAGUCCAAUCAGGGCCAACAUUUCACUAAUGAGAUGUUUGAAAAGGGAGUGAUCUCCACUGAACAGAGAAUGGAAAUGCUAGAAGAGAAUAAAAGAAAAAAUCUGUUUCAAAUUGAAAAAUUUAAAGCCAAAUAUGACAUGGAAAUUAGAAACAUUGGAGAGAGACUGGAAGAGAAGAAACAAAGGAAAGAUGAGGAAAGUGAGAGACUGAAGAACAAGUUCAGAGAACAAGAGGAAACACUCAGGAGAGAGUUUGAGGAGAAAGAAAAAUCAGAUCAGGAGAAACUAGAGAUGAUGGAGGAUCAGAGACGAUCAGAAGAAGAGGAAAAAAAACAAAGAGCUGAAUAUGAUCAAAUAAUAGAGGAGAUGAAGAGAGAGAUGGAAAAUCAGAGAAUACAGUAUGAAAAACAGAUAAAAGAAAAAGAAGAAGAAGUUGGAAAGAGAGAAGAAGAAUAUAAACAAGAUCAAGAAAAUAUGAAAAAUGAUCAUGAAAACAUCAUGACAAUGUUAAGAAAAAAACAGGAAGAGGAAAUAAAAAAGAGAGAUUUCGAGGAACAAAUGAGGAAGGAACAAGAAGAGAAAGAGAGAGAGGAAUGGGAGAGAAAAAUAAAAGAGGCUGAAAGUGACAAAGAGGCUCAAGAGGAAAUUAAACAACAGCAGAGAGAAUGGGAGGAUGAGAAGAACAGACAGAUGAGAGAACGAGAGGAAGAGGAAAGAGAGACAAAAGAGAGACACAAGAAACAACUGAGAAAAAAGAAGGAGAACUGGAGAAGAUAAAGAAGAAAUUUGAAAACAACAGAGAAGAAGAAGAACAGAUGAUAGAGGAGGAGAGAGAGAAACUGAAGAGGGAGAAAGAACAGAGAGAAAGAGAAUAUAAAGAGAAUAUAAAUGAAAUGGAGAGACAUUAUAAGCAGCUGGAGCAAGAGAGAAAAGAGGAGUGGAGGAGAAGGAAACGAGAGGAUGAAGAGAGACGAGUGGAGAAGAGAAAGAGAUGGGAGAAAAUGAUAGAAGAUCUGAAACAAGAGCAUGAGGAGGAGAUCAAGAGAAGAGAAAGAGAGGAGAGAGAAAGAAUAGACAGAGAAGAAAGAGAGUGUGAUGAAAUGAAACAGAAAUAUGAAGAACAAAUAGAGAAGGUGAUGAAGAAACAUCAAGAUGAA
Carassius auratus (goldfish) is the source of this 2429-nucleotide messenger RNA. Its product is annotated as titin homolog. The record is from RefSeq and is a predicted model, not a curated record. The transcript is spliced from 2 exons. Gene Ontology annotation, molecular function: GTP binding. The annotation marks the transcript as partial. Lineage: Eukaryota; Metazoa; Chordata; Actinopteri; Cypriniformes; Cyprinidae.